CACACACAAUCCAACCAUUUCAAACAAUUUUUUGUUUUUGUUUUCUGAAGAAUCUUUUUUUUUUUUUAAAUGAUGAAACUAAAGCAAACCAACGUAAUGUUUAUGGUGUUAGCCCUAGUCUCGGCAUUGGUUUUCCUACAAUCACAAGCUGGUAAUUAUUGUUCGCUGGAAAAUAUAAAUAGCAUACCAGGAUGUUUCGAUGCGUUGAAAUUAGCAACAGGCAAAGAUAUCAGUAAGCUAACAAGAGCUUGUUGCAGAGCAGUCUUUUCAGUAAGCUCUGAUACUUGCUACUUGCUUCUCUUUCCUGGCAAAGCUUACCCUAUUAAGAUAUUCAGAGACAUUUGUCUUAAUGUUAAUUAUGUUUCUGCUGCUUCACCUUUCUAAUGUUUUA
Molecule: messenger RNA, 391 nt
Organism: Brassica oleracea var. oleracea
Lineage: Eukaryota; Viridiplantae; Streptophyta; Magnoliopsida; Brassicales; Brassicaceae
Exons: 1
Coding region: 70-384 (104 amino acids)
Source: RefSeq, a predicted model, not a curated record